AUGGAAAAUAAGACAGAAGUAACACAAUUCAUUCUUCUAGGACUAACCAAUGACUCAGAACUGCAGGUUCCCCUCUUUAUAAUGUUCCUCUUCAUCUAUAUUAUCACUCUGGUUGGAAACCUGGGAAUUAUUGUAUUGAUAUUCUGGGAUUCCUGUCUCCACAAUCCCAUGUACUUUUUUCUCAGUAACUUGUCUCUAGUGGACUUUUGCUACUCUUCAGCUGUCACUCCCAUCGUCAUGGCUGGAUUCCUUAGAGAAGACAAGGUCGUCUCUUACAAUGCAUGUGCUGCUCAAAUGUAUAUCUUUGUAGCUUUUGCCACUGUGGAAAAUUACCUCUUGACCUCAAUGGCCUAUGACCGCUAUGCAGCAGUGUGCAAACCCCUACAUUACACCACAACCAUGACAACAACUGUGUGUGCUCGUCUGGCCAUAGGCUCCUACCUCUGUGGUUUCUUGAAUGCCUCCAUCCACACUGGGGACACAUUUAGUCUCUCUUUCUGUAAGUCCAAUGAAGUCCAUCACUUUUUCUGUGAUAUUCCAGCAGUCAUGGUUCUCUCUUGCUCUGAUAGACAUAUUAGCGAGCUUGUUCUUGUUUAUGUUGUGAGCUUCAAUAUCUUUAUAGCUCUCCUGGUUAUCUUGAUAUCCUACAUAUUCAUUUUUAUCACCAUCCUAAAGAUGCACUCAGCUUCAGUAUACCAGAAGGCUUUGUCCACCUGUGCCUCUCAUUUCAUUGCAGUCGCCAUCUUCUAUGGGACUAUUAUCUUCAUGUACUUACAACCCAGCUCCAGUCACUCCAUGGACACAGACAAAAUGGCAUCUGUAUUCUAUACAGUGGUCAUCCCCAUGCUGAACCCUCUGAUCUAUAAUCUGAGGAACAAGGAAGUGAAGAGUGCAUUCAAGAAAGUUGUUGAGAAGGCAAAAUUGUCUCUAGGAUGGUCAGUUUAA
Molecule: messenger RNA, 945 nt
Organism: Gorilla gorilla gorilla (western lowland gorilla)
Lineage: Eukaryota; Metazoa; Chordata; Mammalia; Primates; Hominidae
Product: olfactory receptor 5B3
Exons: 1
Coding region: 1-945 (314 amino acids)
Biological process (GO): G protein-coupled receptor signaling pathway
Cellular component (GO): membrane
Molecular function (GO): G protein-coupled receptor activity; olfactory receptor activity
Source: RefSeq, a predicted model, not a curated record